Molecule: messenger RNA, 2124 nt
Organism: Spodoptera litura
Lineage: Eukaryota; Metazoa; Arthropoda; Insecta; Lepidoptera; Noctuidae
Source: RefSeq, a predicted model, not a curated record
CAGAACAUUGAGAUGGUGUUUAUCCGUUUAGUUCCCGUAAUUUAUCUUAUAGAUAAUGGAAUUUGUCAGUUUUACUAUUGAUAGGUAGUAGAGGUUUAAGAUAACUUCUGAUAAGUCAGUCGUGAUCUGACCGUGAAAUCUUGCGACCGUGAUACUUACAAAAUCUAUUAAAAGUGAAAUCUGUGAAUGAUGCCUCCAAAGAAAAUAUCACAAUGUCAUCAAGCGUUGGUUGAAUUAAUCUAUAAAUUGGCCGGAAUCUGUAAUAUGCAACUAAGUGAUUACGUCGUUGAAAUAGGGUGUGAUGACGUUGAUAGUUUCUUGACUGGUUUGUUUAAAGUGCAACUCAAAGGGAGUGUUAAUGGACAGAAGAUUAAAAAGAAAUUACUGAUAAAGUGGCACCAGGAGUCGAAAAUGCGUGUGUGCUUCAGAGAUGCUUACAGAAGAGAAUGCAUUUUUUACAAACUCAUCUCGCCAAGCUUAUUGGAUAUCCAAAACAAAAUUGUCAACAUGGAAGGUUUGAAAAUGAGGUUCCCAAACUGUAUUUAUGCUAGUGACGACUAUGAUAAAGAAACUAUCGUGGUGCAAGAUUUGAAACAAGAUGGUUUUGGCCUUCGGGAUAGGCUUUUUAAGACGAAUUUGGAGUACGUUUCUUUGGUUAUGAGAACUUUGGCGAAAUUACAUGCUCUGUCUUAUGUGCUACAGAAAACUGAACCUAAGAAAUUUGAAGAGAUAGCUUGCUUGUGUGAAGAAGACGUGCAGUACUGUAAGCCAGGACCUGCUCCAAAGAGUAUGAACUCCUAUUACGAAGCCUCCGUUCACGUCGUACAGGAUGCAGACGCUAGAGAUAAGUUGACCAGACUGACUCCAGAUAUUCUGACAGUGUUGUAUAAAUGCACGCGGUCAGAUAAGUACAGCACCAUUUGUCACGGUGACUGCUGGAACAACAAUAUACUCUACCAACACAGGGGCUGUAAGCCAGUGGACGUGGUAUUCGUAGACUACCAGCUGAUGCGGUUCGCGUCCCCAGUCACCGACAUUGCAUACUUCUUGUACAUGUCCACCGAUGGAGAUUUCUUAGACAAACAUUACAACCAAGUCCUCGACAUAUACUAUGGGACAUUAACGGCAGUACUUCGACAUUGCAAUUUGGACGUUGACACAGUAUACCCUAGAAACAUAUUCGAAAAACAACUCAAAGAAUAUUCGGUACUCGGACUGAUAGAGGCUUUAGUCUCAAUGAUGAUAAUAACGGCGCCGUAUGAAGACGCCCUCAAAAUGACUGAGAUGAAAUAUGAACAUUGUGAAGAGGCUCAUGAAGAUGAGUCCAGGGAUAACUUAUUGUUUGUAGAAAGAGUAAACGGAAUUGUAAACGACUUUUUCAAACGGAAUUAUUCUUUAGACGCUCUAUUAACUGAGUAAAUGAUUACACUAGAAAAUUUUGUCUAAUUACCGAUUUAUAUUUAGACAAAAAUAAGGUAAUAAGUUUAUUAAACCCAAAACAAAAGCACGAAGAGAAAUGCGAAAUUAAGUUUAAGAUUAGGUGUUUGCCGCCGUCGUGGCUGAGAUAAUCCUUAUUUUCAUACUGACGCAGCCAUUCUUCGGAAUAAAAUGUGUUGUUUGCGACUAGAAGUGCUGUAAUAUCGGCCAUACCUUGUCCUCAGUGGAAGUUUAAUCUAGUUUUAUGUUUUUAUGUCCUCACAAAAGAAAUAUUAAGGAACGACCGUCGGCCCCGGCCUUGGGAAGGAAUUAAUUCCUCGUCGCUGCAGUUAAUUGUCUGUUACAAAGGUUUUUUCUUUGAAUCUCGGUCGGGAUGAACGAGAACCUUUGUAGGAAAGAAAAUAAUGGCUCCUAGAACAGAUGGAUAUUUAACAAACCCAGCUGUGAUGGUAUUAUAAGCAUUAUUAAGAUAAUUAAAUUGCUCCCUUGAAUAAAUUUAUUUAUUAAAUCGUUUUUGCUUGAAUUUCUUUGUGUAUGAAAGUUCUCGUAGUUGUAAGUACGUAAACAUGUAUAUCGUGGUGAAGUCUUUACUUUUUGUUUUAACCAAAUACUGAAGAGUUAUCCACCUUUACCAAAAACAUGCUACAUUCUGUACUGUGUUUUUAUAAUAACUAUCGUGAGACAUAC